AUGCCUUUCUCUACUGGGGAAGAAAACUUGUUCCAGCUGAGCCAAGAGAGUUUCGACUUCAACGUGCAGUUCGAGCAACUAUUCUUCUCUAUAAUUCCGUCUGUGCUAUUCAUUAUAACCUCGUUAUGGCGUACGGUUUCGCAGGCACGGAAGCCCACCAUCGUGGAUGCUCCCGUCUUCCAGCUCAUCAAAUUGGGUACUAUAACAACCUAUGUCGGCCUUGAGCUUUCGCUCCUGAUACUGGUCGCGGUUGGAUCAUUCCACGUCACUAGCAUGUUCAUAGCCUCAUCGGUCCUCAAGCUGGUCUCUGCCUUGUUCAUGAUAACUCUGAGCAUUGUCGACCAUAGCAGAAGUCCAAGACCUUCCGUCCUUCUGAACAGCUACUUGUUCCUAACACUUUUGUUGGACGCGGCCCAGGCAAGGACGCUGUUUUUGUCAUCAGAAGAGAAGCCCGAGGUCACUUAUAGUAGUAUUUUUAGUGCUGCAAUAGCUCUGAAAGCCGGUAUUUUGCUGCUAGAGGCUCAGCGGAAGUCCAAAUGGGUAAGCUGGGAUGAGAAGGAGCACAGCCCAGAGGAGACAAGCGGCAUCUUCUCCCUCGGUAUCUUCUUCUGGCUGAACAGAAUGUUCUUUGAGGGCUACAGGAAGGUUUUGAGAAUCAAGGAUCUAUACCCCCUUGACAGCACUUUAGGUGGCAAAGCUCUCCACGAAGAGUUUUCUAAGAAUGUUGACUACUCUAAGCUAAGGGGUGACAAGUUUGGUCUCGUGAAGGUUCUAAUUCGCACCCUGAAAGUUCCUCUACUACUGCCAGUACCUCCACGCUUGGCGCUUCUUGGCUUUACAUUCUGCCAACCUUUUUUUAUUGAGAAGCUGCUCGAUCACUUAUCUCAGCCAAAGGUCGAUGCGAAUGUUGGCUACGGAUUUAUUGGCGCCAGCAUACUGAUAUACCUGGGGAUUGCCGUCUCCAUGGCUCUUUAUUCGUACUUCCACCAUCGCAUGCGUACUAUGGCGAGAUCCAUACUCGUCACUGAGACUUUCAUCAAGGCGACAAAGGCUCGAAUCGGAACUGGAGACGACAGCGCUGCACUCACUCUGAUGAGCACAGACAUGGAGCGUAUCACAAUGGGUCUCAGGUCUCUGCAUGACAUUUGGGCUAGCAUCAUCCAAGCCGCCCUUGCUGCUUGGAUGCUCUACAUCCGGCUCGGCGUUGUCUUCGUCGUUCCAAUGGGAGUAGUUGUGGUCUGCUUUGGUGGGCUGGCGAUUCUUGUGAAUUUCACCGGUGACUCGCAGAGAGCUUGGAUGGCUAGGGUACAAAAGCGUGUUGGACUGACAGCCACCGUGAUUGCGAACAUGAAGAAUUUGAAGAUCUCUGGUCUCUCCUUCACUGUCAAGGACUUUGUCCAAAGACUUCGUGUUGAGGAACUGGCUGCAGGAGCUAAUUUUCGCAAGGUCAUCAUCAUUGCGGCUCUCUUUGGUUUUACACCUUUACUAAUAAGCCCGCCGUUAACCUUCGCCUUUGCUCAAAAGACAUUAGACGCAUCGAGGAUGUUCACAAGUCUCUCAUACCUCUUGCUUUUGACGAACCCACUAUCGCAGGUCUUCCAAUCCAUUCCGCAACUCCUCUCUGGACUGGCUUGUCUGGGACGAAUCCAGGCCUUCUUGGAGUGCGAAACUCGCCACGAUUUUCGCCAAAUACUUGCUGAUAUGAGGCUGAAGUCUGAAAAGGACGAGAUGACGACUGGAGAUCUUUCGGAUUCAAAAUCUAACACUGUGCAUCCAAUCGCCAUAGAGGACGGCAAUUUUGGCUGGGAAGCGGACAAAUACGACCUGCGAAGCAUCAACACGAAAAUAUCGAAGUCCUCGCUCACUAUUGUCGUCGGCCCCGUUGGCUCAGGAAAAUCAACAUUCUGCAAGGCUCUUCUUGGAGAGAUCCCUUUUAGCGGAGGCAGCUUAACUUUGAGCACCAGGUUUCCACACGUUGGAUUCUGCGACCAAACAGCAUUCUUAUCGAAUGGAACAAUCAGAGACAAUAUCAUUGGAUUUUCCCCUUUCAACAAUGAGAGAUACACGGAAGUCAUCGAAGCCACGGCAUUAAGCUUUGACCUUGCCACACUUCCACAGGGCGACAGGUCGAAUAUCGGAUCCGACGGUAUUACCUUAUCCGGCGGGCAGAAACAACGCGUCUCUCUGGCACGUGCUCUUUACUUGCAGUCAGACCUGCUGAUUCUAGAUGAUGUCUUCAGUGGCCUCGAUGCGGACACCGAGGAGCGCGUCUUCCGACAAGUGUUUGGCCUCGAUGGACUGCUGAGGAGACGACGCUCUACAGUCGUGUUGUGCACCCACAGCGUAAAACAUCUACCCGCUGCGGACCAUAUAAUUGCCCUUGGAAACGGCACAAUUGUCGAACAAGGUAGUUUUGACAACCUGAUGACAAGGCAAGGAUACGUGCAGCGUCUGGGUUUGAAGAGCUCUUCCGACAGCGAUGUUUCGUCCGAGGAAGUGGUGGCAAACAAAGAUCUUCAUGGGUCACAGGCAGCAUUGCUCAAGGCAACGACGACCAACAUAUCAACGCGAACAUCGGAUACUGAAGAAGCAGGAACGCGGCAACAUGGGGACAAGACAGUUUACAAGCAUUACUUCAAGAGUAUGGGCAUCUUUGUGGCCGCUGGUAGUUUAUUUUUCGGUGCUCUUUUGGGUUUCUUCUCGAACUUUCCGACCAUUUGGCUCAAAUAUUGGUCCGAUGACGUCUACUCGGAACAUCCAGUACACUCUUACGCGUACUAUGCCGGAAUAUAUGGUUUGCUCCAAAUAUGUGCCAUGAUAUCACUACUCCUACUCGGAAUCGCGCUUUUCAUCGUCUCCGUGAAGAGGGCAGGUGCCAACCUCCACCAGCAGGCCUUGCAAACACUCAUUCAGGCUCCAUUGGGCUUCUUCACAAGAACAGACACCGGCGUGGUCACAAACCUCUUUUCGCAAGAUCUCAACCUCAUAGAUACAGAGCUGCCGGAUUCAUUAUUAAACACAUUGUUUUCUGUCUUCCUAGCAAUUGGACAAGCGGCAGUCAUGCUUACUUCGUCUGGGUUCUUUGCGAUAAGCUAUCCGUUCCUCGGCGCCCUGCUGUACAUUGUCCAAAGCACUCAUUUCCUCGACACUCUCAAGGGCAUCACCACUCUGAGAGCCUUCGGUUUCAUUCCGGACGAUAUGCAGAAAAAUGUUCGCCUGAUCGAUACAAGCCAGAGACCCGCAUAUCUUCUCCUUAUGAUUCAAUCUUGGCUAAAUCUCGUUCUUGACCUCGUGGUCAUGGUAAUGGCAGCGGUGUUGACCACGCUUGCCGUUAGACUUCACUCUAACUCUGGUUUCGCCGGUGCUUCUUUAGUUUCCCUGAUGAGCCUUGGAGAUAAUCUUUCUGGGAUUGUUAUAUUUUACACCAAGUUAGAGACUUCUCUUGGAGCGAUCUCUAGACUCAAGACAUUUAGCGAUGAUGUUAAGCCAGAGGACAGGGAUGAUGAAGACAUUGUACCUCCUGAACAGUGGCCUCUCACUGGUGCAGUGAAGUUGGAGGGGGUGUCUGCAUCCUAUGAUGCGGUAGACCAGAGCGAUGAGGUAUCCAACUUGGCUCUCCGUGAUGUCUGUCUUACAAUCGACUCAGGCGAGAAAGUCGCCAUCUGCGGUCGUACCGGCAGCGGAAAGUCCAGCCUCAUUGCCCUGCUCCUCAAGCUCCUCGAUCCAACGGCAGAAACUCGAGCCAACUUGAUAAUCGACAGCACUCCGCUUCACCGCAUAAAUCGGCCCGCUUUACGUCAACGCAUAAUCGCAGUGCCACAGGAAGCCGUAUUUCUGCCGGAUGGAUCAACGUUCCAGUCUAAUCUAGAUCCAUCCGACAGUUCCUCUCCCGAGGAGUGCCAAAAUGUACUUGCAGCAGUGGGCUUGUGGGAAUUUGUCCUAGACCGGGGUGGGCUGGAUGCAGGCAUGAGCGCUGGCACUCUCAGCGCCGGACAGAGGCAGCUCAUGUCACUUGGUCGUGCGCUCUUAAGACGUCGAAUGAGGGCUCGAAACCUAGGAUUGGGUGGCGGGGGCUCAGAGGGUGGUAUCUUGUUACUGGACGAGGUCAGCUCCAGUGUAGACCACGAGACGGAACGAGUUAUGCAAGAGAUCAUCAAGACGGAGUUCAAAGGGUACACUGUCAUUGCGGUUAGCCAUCGACUCGAUAUGAUCAUGGACUUCGAUAGAGUUGUUGUGAUGGACAAAGGUGAGGUUGUGGAGGUUGGCAAUCCGAUGGUGUUAGCCGGUGACGAAAACUCGAGGUUUGGGGAUUUGGUGAGGGCUGGGGCUAAGUAG
Messenger RNA from Diaporthe amygdali, 4335 nucleotides. RefSeq lists its product as uncharacterized. Gene Ontology annotation, molecular function: ABC-type transporter activity; ATP hydrolysis activity; ATP binding. NCBI's taxonomy places the organism in Eukaryota, Fungi, Ascomycota, Sordariomycetes, Diaporthales, Diaporthaceae. Gene Ontology annotation, cellular component: membrane. Bases 1 to 4335 code for a protein of 1444 amino acids. The record is from RefSeq and is a predicted model, not a curated record. The transcript is spliced from 8 exons. Gene Ontology annotation, biological process: transmembrane transport.